Prosopis cineraria is the source of this 1733-nucleotide messenger RNA. Its product is annotated as transcription factor MYB44-like. Gene Ontology annotation, molecular function: RNA polymerase II cis-regulatory region sequence-specific DNA binding; DNA-binding transcription factor activity, RNA polymerase II-specific. Gene Ontology annotation, biological process: regulation of DNA-templated transcription. The coding region runs from base 226 to 1188 and encodes 320 amino acids. The record is from RefSeq and is a predicted model, not a curated record. Gene Ontology annotation, cellular component: nucleus. The transcript has a single exon. Lineage: Eukaryota; Viridiplantae; Streptophyta; Magnoliopsida; Fabales; Fabaceae.
UCCCUAUCCCCUUCCUAUAUAAAUUAUCUCCUUUCUCUGUUCGAGUUUCGACUAUCCUUCUCUUGCUUAAUCUUAUGAUUUUUGAUCCCGUUUUCAUGCCCCGUAAACUAAUUAUUCAUUUUCUUCUUUGUUUUUCCCUCCCCGUUUCGGUAUUUUAGAUAUCACCAAGCCCAGCUGGAGAGCCAUUGAGCAGUGGUGUUGCCUCCCAUCCUGCUUUUCAUUUCCAUGGCUUCCCUCAAGAAAGACGUUGAUCGUAUUAAAGGCCCGUGGAGUCCCGAGGAAGAUGAAGCCUUGCAGAGACUCGUUCAGAGUUACGGUCCUAGAAACUGGUCUCUAAUCAGCAAGUCCAUUCCCGGUCGAUCCGGCAAGUCCUGCCGUUUGCGGUGGUGCAAUCAGCUCUCUCCCAACGUCGAGCACCGGCCUUUCACGCCCGAGGAGGACGAUACUAUCAUGAGAGCGCACGCCAGGUUCGGCAACAAGUGGGCCACAAUCGCUCGCUUGCUCCACGGUCGCACCGACAACGCCAUCAAAAACCACUGGAAUUCCACUCUCAAGAGGAAAUGCUCCGCCAUCUCCGAUCCUUUCAAUCCCGAAUCCAAUGACCACCAACCUCUCAAAAGAUCUGCCAGUGUCGGUGCCGCCCCAUCCGUCUCCGGAUUUUACUUGAGCCCGAGUAGCCCCUCCGGAUCCGAUUUGAGCGAUACCAGUUUGCCCGCUAUGUCUCCCACGCGGGUUUGCAGACCCUUUGCGAGGAACGUUGCCCCCGUCCCCUGCGUCCAACAACCAGAAACCGCCCCUUCCGCCCCCGAUCCACCUACAUCACUAUGCCUAUCGCUGCCUGGAUCCAAUUCGCACGAGGUCUCCAACCAUGGAUCCGGAUCAAAUCAGCCUAUCAGCUCGACCCAGUUACCACCAAGUCCACCAUCGCCAGCACCUACCGUACUAUCUGUAGGAGCAUCAAUACAGCAAGUGCGUUUUCCAGCUCCCACCAGUCAGAGCCAGAGAUGUGUUCAGUUUGGUUGGGAGAAACAAUUCUUCAGCGCCGAGUUUUUGGCGGCGAUGCAAGAGAUGAUAAAGAAGGAGGUGAAGAAUUACAUGUCUGGAAUAGAGCCGAAUGGUCCUUGUAUACAGACGGAAGCCAUUAGAAACGCUGUGGUGAAGAGCAUUGGAAUGGGCAGGGCCGAGUAAAGAAGGAUGCUGCUGGUUCUGGCUCAGCUAGCUCAGCAUGGAUCGGAGUGGAGAGAGAGACAGCAACCAAACCGGAAACGAUCUUUGUGUUUCUUUUAUUUCAAAGUUUAAUUCCUUUUUUUAAUCACACCGAAAAAAGAAAAAAAGCAAUAAAAAUUUCGGUAAUGUACAGGAGGACACAACGAGGUUUCGGAAGAGAACGACAUUAAUCGAAUAGCGCAAUUUGUGAAUGGGAAUCAAUACACACAAAAAAAGACAAUGGCUUGAUGUGAAUUUGUCAAGCCAUGGAUUUCAUUUUCAAACUAGGAAAAAUGGAGGGGAAAACGUGAAUUUGUCCGUGGAGGGAAAAGGGUAUUGGCAAUAUUAUCAUCAUAUUUUUGGUUUGGCAAAAGUAAUAGUUACAAUGACGAACUGAAGAAUAGACGAACAAAGCCUGGAAACUUAGGAAACGGGAGGACCACAGUUGUUGGACAGACAGGAGCGACGCAACCGUUUUUGUAUGUAUUAAUUUGAAAGAAUAAUGACCAGAGUUUCCGUUGAGGAAA